This is a messenger RNA of Blepharisma stoltei, 2299 nucleotides long. NCBI's taxonomy places the organism in Eukaryota, Ciliophora, Heterotrichea, Heterotrichida, Blepharismidae. The record is from the annotation of a GenBank genome assembly.
AUGAAAAAUAACGAGCUUCUGGAUGCUAGCUACAAAGAUAUAGCGAGGUUUAUCAAUAGAUGAUCAACAAAAAAUAAAGUUCUUUCUAAAGUGCGCUCAGCUGGCUCUAUUUGCUCUCCCUCAAAUCUAAGGGCAGAAUUAUUUUUCAAAAACCCUAACUCCCCCCCCUCCGUGAGUGAACAAAAAAAUUUUUGUUCACUCACGGAGGGGGGUUAAUUUUUUUUUAAAAAAAUUUAUAUAAAAAAUAUUUUUUUUCAAAAUUUAAAAAAAUCCUAAUUCGCAAAAAUUGGAAAGCAAAUAUUAAUUUAAUUUAUAAAAUUUAUGUUUUAAAAAGCAAUUCGUUCAAAAUUAAAUAGAAUUAGCUCUAGAUUUCAUUAUACUAAUUAUCAUUUAUAUAUCAAAAAUUUUUUCCAUAAAAAAAAAUUUUCUAUUAAAAAAAUUUUUGUUCACUCACGGAGGGUGGGUUUUUGGGCAAAAAAUAGCGAUUUUUCUAAUGGUUUUGUUCGCUCACGGAGGGGGGGGAGUAAGCAGAGAAAAAAACAAACUAUAUUAAGUCAAUACAUAAUUAGAAGAUCAGAGCUAAAAGUCGCCAAAAAAAAGAUCUUGCAAACUUUUAACGAAAGCUUUGUCAGUUUGGAGAUGCUGCGUAAACAAUGCUUGAAAUCUCUUGAAAUUGAUUUCGAGUCAGUUGAUGGAUGGUGUCAAGAAAUUAUUGAGGAAAUUUCAAAUUUUGAAACAAAGAAAGUUCUGAAAUCGCUGGCAGAUGAUGAGGAGAACAUUCAGCAUGCACUCUUCAUGGACCAGAAAAGCUCCAAUUUAAUUGAAAAUGUGAAUUUCGUAUGCACAGUAAUUUCCACAAUUACAGAAUUAAUCGAAAGUUUGGUUUCAAUGGGCUCUGAAGAUUCGUUUUAUUAUAAGUUCAGAGAAUAUACAAUUAAAAUACUUAAACCUAUAAUUGAUGAAUGAGCCAAAAUAGAUGAAAAAAUUUGAUAUCAUGGUCUGAAUGACACCCCAGAAACAAAACCUCCAUCACCAGUCCCUAUGAAUUUAUCUAAUUUAAUUCAAGCACAAAGUUGCAUUAGGGGAUAUUUAGCUAGAAAUCAAGUGAGCGAGUUCAAAAACUGUUUUCAAGAUCUUAUUGAAAAUAAUUUAAUGAGUAUCUCAUUUUCAAGAGAUUCAAGAGAUGCUGGCUCCCUCUAAAGAAUAAGCAAAACUAUUGGAAAAAUCUCUGUUUUGGAGAAGCCCUUUGAGAGUGAGCAAAAAAAUUUAGCAAAAAUUUUUAAUUAUGAGUGAUAAUUAUUAUAAUUAAAUUUCUAGCUCAAUUCUAUUGAAUUCUAAAAGCUAAAUUCGAUUAAUUUUUACUUUCCAAUUUUUACGAAAAAAAAUUAAUUAAAAUCUGUAUAUAAAAUCUUAAAAAAUUCAAUCCCCUCUAUGAGCGAUUUAUAUUUUUUUCGUGCUCAUGACGGAAGGGAGUGAGGAAGAAAGCAAAUUAAAUUCCCAGCCCUUUCCAAGUGCAGAAUUAAAUCCUGAUCUGCAGGUUCUUGAGUAUUCAGCAAAGCUAGUGGAGUCUAUUGAAAACAAUCUUGGUCCUUAUAAGCCAGAAUAUUUCUUUGACGAUCCACAACCUCGAAUAUCGCGCGAUGCUCUGGAAAUUCAAGAAGAAAAUGCCAUCUACCAAGGGGAAUGAAAUGAAGAAGAUAAAAGGCAUGGCUUUGGCCUCCAAAUUUUCAGUGAUAAUUCAACAUAUGAAGGCUUUUGAAGGAAUGGUAUGAGGGAUGGUGAAGGGCGAUUCAUUUGUGCAGAUGGGACUGUAUAUGAAGGAAACUGAAGAAAUAACAAAAAGCAUGGAAAUGGGAAAGAAAUCUGGAUUGAUGGGACAAAAUACGAAGGAAGUUAUGUUGAUGAUAAAAAAGUAGGGUUUGGAAGGUUUGCAUGAGUUGAUGGAAGCACAUAUGAAGGGAACGUUUACGAAGGAAUAAUACAAGGAAAAGGGAUAUACCGAUGGAGUGAUGGGAAAGUAUAUGAAGGAAACUGGAAAGAUGGGAAAAUGUAUGGAUUAGGAAAGUUUUAUUGGCCUGAUGGGCGAACAUAUGAAGGACAAUUUGUUGAAGAUGUAAUGCACGGUCAUGGAACUCUAAUUUGGCCAGAUGGUCGAAGGUAUGAAGGAAGCUGGCUUAAAGGGAAGCAAAAUGGAAAGGGAUUCUAUUGGAAUUCUAAAGGAAUUAAAAAAGAAAGUGAAUGGAAAGACGGUAAAAGAAUGAAAAAGCAUUCAAAAUGAAAUGUUAAAUUAAGCGAUUAA